AUGUAUUUAUCUGUUGAGAAUUUGACUUUUUGCCAUUUGAUAUGGCAGGAAAAGUUUUCCAAUAAUAACAUACAAGAGAGACAAAGAGUCUCCACAGAAUUGUUCAGGGCCUCAUUCUCAUCCUCACGUUCAUCUUCUUUCUCUUCUCCUGACUUUAACCGAGCUAAUCAAUUAGAACCCAUGUCCUUUGACCGCAUGAUUUUUCCUGAAACUCCUUCAAGAAAUCCGGCAAUGAACAUGCUAAAUUCGUCUCCACAGUAUAGUCGACAAGCCCUUGAUCUUCGGGAUGUCGUGAAGGACUCUAUGUACAAGGAAGUUCAGGGUUUAUCAGUUAAAGCCAAAACCAUAGAGGAGGCACCAGAUCUUAUGGUGAAGUUCAAGGAUUUCCCAAGGCAACUGCCAAGAAUUAUGGAUGGUUCUCAGGACUCGGCUAAAUUUCGAGAGGCACCUUGGUAUCAUAAUGAACCGAGAGAACUUUUAAGAUCAUCAUCCUACCACUCAAAAGACAGUUCUUCGUUCUCAAUUUCAAAAGAUGCCAGCAGAUUUUCUUAUGAUGGAAGGGAAAUAAGCUACAUACCCUUUGAAUCACGGGACUUUUCCAAUUCUACCCAAAAGCUUAAAGAUCUUGCAAGACUUUCAUUAGACAGUGGAGAAGGUUCAAUGUGGAGUUCAAAUGCUAAUUCAAAAUCCAUCUUUCAUGCAAAAACGUCGCACAAGGAUAGUGGUGAGUUUAAUGGUAAGGUUCAGAGUCUGCAACAAACAUCAGGAAAUCAGGCACGGCCGACAAGCGUUGUAGCAAAGCUGAUGGGUUUGGAAAACCUGCCUGAUUCUGUUGUAGCUGGCAAUACCAACUCGAGCUCUGGGAGAACUUAUCCGGUGGAAGAAUUUGUAAACUUUUCGAGGUCAUCUGCAGAAACAGAUUCAUCGAACCCAAUCCAACUGUCUAGUUCCUCAAAGUUAUGGAAAGAGCCUAGUUCACCUCGUGGGAGAAAUCCCGAUUCCAUCACGAGACAUAUAUCCCAAUUUUCCAUUGAAUCGGCACCAAAGAAGCAAAUUGAUAUGACUAGACUUUCUCGGAAACAAGCCUCUAGAAGUACGCGAGGUUCAGCCAAGGUGCCAAACACCUUUCCUUCUGUUUACAGUGAGAUAGAAAAGAGAUUGAAAGAUCUCGAAUUUGCACAUUCUGCAAAGGACCUUAUAGCACUUAAACAGAUACUGGAAGCUAUGCGAGCCAAGGGACUCUUAGAAUUCCAAAAUGAAGGACAAGAUUAUAAUGUGACAUGUGCAAAUGACCAUGAGCAAAGGUAUACAAGUUCCAGACUUGAUGAAAGAACAGUAAACAACCAAAAGCUUCAAACUAAUCUAGUUCUUGCAUCCUCCCAAAAGAGGGCCGAUUCUCUGAGACAUUUUGAAUCUCCAAUUAUAAUCAUGAAACCAGCAAAACUCGUUCAAAAAUCUGAUAUGCCCAAUUCUUCUGUAAUUUCACUUGAUGGCUUUUCUGGUCUAUCCAAACUUCAAGGUGGUGAGUUCAUUGAUAACAGAAAGGGUUUAAGUAGCAGAAGAGCUGCUAAAGAUCAGAUUUUUAGAGAAAGAAACCGAGAAAAUUCUGUGAACUCUGUCAAUAUGAGAACAGACAACAGAAAUUUAAAAACUGCACAUAUUUCAGAAAGAACCCAAGAGUUACACAAAGAAAGCACCCCGGGAAUCAGAAAGAGUUCAGAAUCCAUUAGCCCAAGAAUGCAACAGAAGAAACUAGAGCUGGAAAAGAGAUCCAAGCCACCCACACCUCCUGAUUCAAUCAAAUCAAGAAGACAAUCAAACAAACAACGAGAAGAGUUGAGCUCCCCAGGUGGCUUGUGCAGGGUAAAGCAUCCCAACUCACAUCAAAGCAAGGACAGACUGAGUGAAGGCAGCAAAUCGAGAUAUUUGAAUUUCCAGAAGAAUGAAUUUUCUGUUCAUUCCAAUGGGGGUUUCAUAUUAGGCUCAAAAAAUGUGGAAGUAACUAGUUUUGAUGAAAGUUCUCCUGAGAAUAUGAAGUCUGCCGAGUUCUUGAUAUCUGGAUCAGUAGAGAAGAAACUCAACCGGAUGGUGAGUGAAAAAGAACAGGCAGAGGCUCGUGCUCCUCUCGAGUACCCCAGCCCUGUCUCCGUUCUUGACAACAAUGAAUAUACAGAUAAUUCACCUUCACCAGUAAAGCACGUUGGAAAGACCCUCAAGGGUAAUGCUCUCCUCUGGUGA
Molecule: messenger RNA, 2238 nt
Organism: Fraxinus pennsylvanica
Lineage: Eukaryota; Viridiplantae; Streptophyta; Magnoliopsida; Lamiales; Oleaceae
Source: the annotation of a GenBank genome assembly